UCUUCUCUCUCUCACAAUGGCAGGAAGAAUGGCCUUCUCUUCUAGACUAACGACCCUUGUUGUUGUUGUGCUUGUCCAUCAAACUUGCAGUGCCGAGGAUGGUCAUCAAUGUGCUCCUUCUUCCUGCGGCGAUAUCCAUAACAUAAGCAAUCCCUUUCGAUUACAAGACGAUCCAGAAAACUGCGGCAACCGAAAUUAUACACUGUCAUGUGAGAACAACAAUACAGUGUUGUACUUAGAUGCCGGAAAAUACUACGUGCGACAAAUCAAUUACGAUAACUACACAAUCCGAGUGGUAGACUCUGGUAUUGAUCAGGUAUUCAUCCCUCGUUAUUUUCUAAACCUUAGUGAUUUCAAUUUUAGGUAUUCACAAGCUGGGAGAUAUGGGGAACUAAUAUCAAGGAGUGUGGUUUUCGUGAUGUGUGAAAUUCCGGUGAAUUCGGCAUUGUAUUUGGAGACUUCUACUUGCUUUAGAAUUAAUGGAUCAGACUCAGAGUAUUCUUCCAACUCUUCCAAGACGCAUAGAUAUGUCAAAGUCGGCAAAACGAAUCCAUUGGAUGUAAAGGACACGUGCCAAAUAGAAGGAAUGUCUCUGACAUCGUGGCCAGGAAAUGAUGACCGACAUGUUUCCUGUUCAGACGUCCACAACGCAUUGGCAUAUGGUUUUGAGCUUUCAUGGCACCCAGUUAUGUGUGAAAGAAUCUGCGGAUCAAGACAAUAUUGCUACUUGGAUGAGGCGAAUCAUGUUCAUUGUUAUCUACAGUACUCAUUGGGAUUCCUAGACUGGGCAUUCGGAGUUUUUUAUUUGAGCCUACUGUACGUCAUUGGACCACACCAUACCCUAGUAAUUGUACUAGGGACUCCAUGUGUGAUUGCGUUUUUGAUAUAUAAAUGGUGUAGAAGGCAUGUAUCUAUGUAUGAUGCUAUAGAAGAAUUUUUGCAAACCCACAACAACCUCAUGCCAAUAAGAUACUCUUACUCAGAAAUUAAGAAGAUGACCAAAAGUUUCAAAGACAAAGUGGGUGAAGGAGGCUAUGGCACUGUAUAUAAAGGAACGCUUCGAAGUGGCCGUUUUGUAGCUAUAAAGAUGUUAGGUAAAUCCAAAGCUAAUGGACAAGACUUUAUAAACGAAGUUGCAACCAUUGGAAGGAUUCACCAUGUUAAUGUAGUGCAACUUAUCGGUUUUUGCGUUCAAGGGUCAAGCAGGGCUCUUGUAUAUGAAUUCAUGCCUAAAGGGUCUCUGAAUCAGUACAUUUUUUCGCCAGAAGAAAGUGAUGUCCUAAGCUACAAGAAAAUAUAUGGUAUUGCUAUAGGAAUUGCUCGUGGGAUUGAAUAUUUACAUCGAGGAUGUGAAAUGCAAAUUUUGCAUUUUGAUAUUAAGCCUCACAACAUUCUUCUCGAUGAGAAUUUUACUCCUAAGAUUUCUGACUUUGGCCUGGCAAAAUUAUAUCCAGUAGAUAACAGCAUUGUUUCUUUGACUGCAGCAAGAGGGACAUUAGGAUAUAUGGCUCCUGAAUUAUUCUACAAAAACAUUGGAGGUGUCUCCUACAAAUCUGAUGUUUAUAGUUUUGGAAUGUUAUUGAUGGAAAUGACGAGUAAGAGAAAGAACGUAAGUGCAUUUGUAGAGCAUUCAAGCCAAAUUUACUUUCCUACUUGGGUCUAUGACCAAUUGCAGGACGGAAAUGACAUAAAAAUGGAAGAUGCUACAAAGGAGGAAAAGAAAAUGAUUAAGAAGAUGAUCAUAGUGGCAUUAUGGUGCAUACAGAUGAAGCCCAGUGAUCGCCCUUCAAUGAGCAAUGUCUUGGAAAUGCUUGAAGGAGAAGUUGAAUGCUUACAAAUGCCUCCAAUGCCCACUAUGUCAUCGCCAGAGAGACCUAUGAUGAAUGCCGGAGAGAAUUCGAAUCAAAGUUGCUCGUCAAUUCAAUUAGAUGAAUCAAAUCAAUCAACUCAAUUUUAAAUGCAAAUUAAUUGAUAUGUUAGUCUUCGGAAUAAUUAGUUUUCUAUUGUGUAUUUAAUAGCACAAAGACAGUUGAUAUUUAUGUUUAGCAAAUAAGAAUUACUUUGAUUGAUGAUAACUCUUAUAAUUAUUAUAUCAUAUUUUGUGUACA
This is a messenger RNA of Alnus glutinosa, 2108 nucleotides long. Its product is annotated as rust resistance kinase Lr10-like. Gene Ontology annotation, molecular function: ATP binding; protein kinase activity; polysaccharide binding. The record is from RefSeq and is a predicted model, not a curated record. NCBI's taxonomy places the organism in Eukaryota, Viridiplantae, Streptophyta, Magnoliopsida, Fagales, Betulaceae. Gene Ontology annotation, biological process: protein phosphorylation. Bases 17 to 1957 code for a protein of 646 amino acids. The transcript has 4 exons.